AUGGCUCGCGAAAUCAACAAGCCCGAUGUAAUCGCUGAAUUAGAAGCAGCGUUUACCAUGUAUGAACAAGCUCUAAUUGAUAACGACGUGAAAAUAAUGAAUUUACUCUUCUGGAGCGCACCUGAAACAGUUCGCUAUGGUAUUGCCGACAUUCAAUAUGGUGGAGAAGCAAUCUAUGAGUGGCGUGCGCCUGCACCGCCGGUGUCGAUUUAUCGACAACUUCAUCGUACGGUCAUCACGACAUUUGGUAUUGACUUCGGAACAGUCAGUACUGAAUUUAGUAAUGAUGUCGAAAAGUCAGUAUGUGGUCGGCAAAUGCAAACAUGGGUUAGAGUAGGAUCGAAAACAGAUUUAGCCAAUGGCUGGAAAAUUGUUGCUGCUCAUGUCAGUUUGACCCAAUCAACUUGA
This is a messenger RNA of Adineta ricciae, 408 nucleotides long. The record is from the annotation of a GenBank genome assembly. Lineage: Eukaryota; Metazoa; Rotifera; Eurotatoria; Adinetida; Adinetidae.